UGCUGGCUGGAGUGUUGUUUAUUUUCUAUCGUUUCUCCUUUGUGGUUCCCCUUCGCAAACUGUUGCACAAAUUUUUGUUGCCCGCCGACCGAGAGCUAGCCGCACAAUACCCGCCGUGAAUUAAAAAGUGUACACCGCCCUGAACAAAAUUGUUGACAGCUCCAUUGUUUAAAUUCAUACUUUCAGGAAAAUCUGAAAUCGAUUUCCCAAUUUUCUUUGAAUUUUCCUCUUAAAUCGCUUAAAAAUGAGCAACCAACCCACACAAUAUGGAAUCCAGAGUACGGCUGGUGCCAUCCCAGUCCGGAAUCCCAAAGGUGAACUUUCUAUGCAGAAAGUGAAGGUCCAUCGAUAUGUUUCGGGAAAACGUCCGGAAUACGCACAAAGGGCCAGCAGCGAUGAGGAAACGGAUGACGAUGAUUUUAUCGACACGCGUCGGGCAGCGGAAGAGCACUACCACUAUCAGCAACGGGAAGCGCGCCAUCGAAGGCAGCAGCAGCAGCAGGAAGAUUCUGACGACGACGAUGAAGAUGGACACGACCUGCAGGAUGAAAUCGAUGAUCCCAGAAUCCGUCGUCUACAGGCAAUCCGUGCUAUGGAAGCAGAUGAGGUGGAAAAAGAGCGCCGUGAAAGACAUCGGGUCAUCCAAGCACCAGAACUGGUCGAGUCCGAGGAAGAAGCCGAGGAAGAUGAUGAAAUGCCCAUGGAAGAACCGGAACAGCAUUUCCGUCAUCGUCAGCGUCCCGAGGAGUCCGAGGAGGAAGAGGAUGAGGACAAUCACGCGGCAGAGUACGGCGGAGAAGGAAGUGGAAUGGUCUCUCGAAGAAGGAUUUCCGUUGGAUCAGAAUCGGAAUCGGAAACGGAACUUAGCGACACGGAAAUCGAACGCCGUAGACAAAUGCUGAAAUUGAAAAUGCUGCUACAGAAAAAGGAAGAAGAGGUUCUGCAAAAAGAAGAGGAAGGUCAAUCCGAUACAUCCGAAUCAGAAAGUUCCGAGUAUGAGGAAACCGAAAGUGAGGAAGAAAAUGAACCAAGGUUGAAACCGUUGUUUGUCCGGAAGAAGGAUCGCACCACCAUAAUCGAGAAAGAACGCGAGGCCAACAAGCAGAGGCAACUGGAAUAUGAAUCAAAGAAAGCGGCCAAGGAGCGUCGCCGCAAUACAUUAAAGCUGGUCGAGGACAGCAUCAAGAAGGACAUGGAACAGGCCAAGGUGGACAAUGAGCCGAACCUGAACGACGUUAACACAGACGAUGAAAAUGAUGAAGUUGAGUAUGAGGCUUGGAAGUUGCGAGAACUGAAACGCAUCAAACGUGACCGGGAAGAGAAGGAAGCCCUCGAGAAGGAAAAGACCGAAAUCGAACGGCUACGCAAUAUGACCGAAGACGAGCGGCGUCAAGAUCAGCGUCUCAAUCCCAAACAAAUCACAAACAAAAACGUCAAGGGCAAGUACAAGUUUCUGCAGAAAUAUUAUCAUCGGGGUGCGUUCUACCUGGACAAGGAAGACGAGGUUUACAAACAGGACUUCUCAACACCAACACUGGAAGAUCACUUUGACAAGACAAUCUUGCCGAAGGUUAUGCAGGUCAAGAACUUUGGACGAUGUGGUCGCACCAAGUACACCCAUCUGGUGGAUCAAGACACGACCAAAUUCGACUCGCCCUGGUUUAACGACACGACAAACAAUGUUAAAUUCCACAACGAGCGCGCCGGCGGGAUGAAACAAGUUUUCGAUAAACCUACUCUGUACAAGAACAAAAGAGAUCUUUAGAAUGUGGGAACAGUUUUAUUCUUAGUAUCUAGAAUAUAAUGUACCUUAAAUAUGCUAUUUUAUGAUUAUAAAAAAAUAAUUGUAUUCCUUUAAAAA
Uranotaenia lowii is the source of this 1861-nucleotide messenger RNA. It is a transcript of the gene Mfap1, whose product is annotated as microfibrillar-associated protein 1. Bases 245 to 1765 code for a protein of 506 amino acids. Gene Ontology annotation, molecular function: RNA binding. NCBI's taxonomy places the organism in Eukaryota, Metazoa, Arthropoda, Insecta, Diptera, Culicidae. The transcript is spliced from 3 exons. Gene Ontology annotation, biological process: mRNA splicing, via spliceosome. The record is from RefSeq and is a predicted model, not a curated record. Gene Ontology annotation, cellular component: U2-type spliceosomal complex.